Aspergillus homomorphus CBS 101889 is the source of this 1340-nucleotide messenger RNA. RefSeq lists its product as uncharacterized. The transcript has a single exon. Bases 142 to 1161 code for a protein of 339 amino acids. The record is from RefSeq and is a predicted model, not a curated record. Lineage: Eukaryota; Fungi; Ascomycota; Eurotiomycetes; Eurotiales; Aspergillaceae.
AUCUACACAACUUCACUUCUCCGCUCCACCAUUUCCCCCUCUCAAAUCCUGGUUCUGCGCCCGGCAACCACUCUCUUGAAUUUUUCUUUUCGCACACCAGCAUGAGGCCCAGCUAGCCCAACUUUUGGCUCGCAGACGGAUAUGGAAGCGUCUCACCCACCUUCAGAGGGUAUUAUGCUACCCCCCAGCCCUGUGGAUUCAGCAGAUUCGGUUGACUCGACGUCGUCCGGGUCUCCCGUCGAGCAUACCAGGGAGCCAGACCGCAGUGAUAACGUCACGAUCACUCUAUCGCUCACUCCCGAUUCGCCUGUCCAGACUCCGAGUCGUGUCUCUUUCACCCGCUCACACAUCCGUUCACGAUCGAUGAUCGAGGUUCCAGGCGUUCCCCCUAUGACGCGCGCCCACUCUUCCCCCGGGCUGGACUCGCGGGGCAGAUAUAUUUUCGUCAACGGUCGCGGGGGUCUUGCCAACGCUGGCGACAAUUCUGCGAGGCGUUAUCUGCCGCUGCAGGUGAACACGGGGGAACCGUCCGACUCGAGAAUGGUACCCCUGAAUGUCUCCCAGACGAUCUCCGAGAACGCAGAAUUAGAUACCAGGAUGGCUUCGUCACCUUCCAAGGUUGAUUAUCACCCUGCAUCGCCUGUACUCCCGCAUACACUUCCUCGCGUCAAUCGUCGACGUCCCUCAUCUCCCUUACAUUUUCACCCGCCAUCGUCGCCUGGCUCGAUCAUGGGCAGCCCAUCCCCGGCGCACUCCUCCCCCGCCGUAUUCAGCUCGCGAUUCAACGAGACAUUCCCAGGCUACUCUGCUUCCUCUACUUCAUCCGUCCCCUCCACCCCGACAAGUCUCCGAUCUCGCAGCCCCAGUAUCUCCUCGCUGGAAACCAUUCCAGAUAUCCCCGAUGCAGAAGCCGCAGCUAUCGAGGCGGACAGAAUCGCAGCAUUGAAAGCUGCUGCCGAUAAAGCCGAUGAGGCGGAGGAAGCCACUAGUACCAGUCGACGACGUGGAACCUCAGAUGCCUCGGGUCCCUCAAGCCCUUUCAUGAGCAUGCGUGUUGCUUCUGGUGGAUACGGGCCGCGGGCGGAUAAGCGCAAACGGUGGAGUGUUUGUGGAGCGGAACGUCGUCAAGACUUGGAUUUGGAAACUAUCUGGGAAGAUUGAGAGGCAGGCUGAACCUGACUUUGGACUUUUUCCCCAGAAGUCAUGAUCUCCCUCAAACAGAUCAAACAGAGAAGGGCUCUCCCUCAGACCUGAAAUCCACCAAUCACCAAGUACAAAGCCUAGCCGACCCUCUCGAGCACAACUCUCUCUCGUCCUUUCUUUGAAUUCGGCGCUCAAUC